Molecule: messenger RNA, 2727 nt
Organism: Cavenderia fasciculata
Lineage: Eukaryota; Evosea; Eumycetozoa; Acytosteliales; Cavenderiaceae
Product: type A von Willebrand factor domain-containing protein
Exons: 2
Coding region: 1-2727 (908 amino acids)
Source: RefSeq, a predicted model, not a curated record
AUGAGUUUUGUAAAGAAUUUAUUUUCAAAGCCAAAACCAACUUCAUCAUCAACAUCAGAUGUCAUCAAAGGAUACAAGAUUGAUGUACCUGUACAGGAGAGAAUUGUAGAUCCAUCUUAUUCAUAUUACUAUAGUAGAUUGGAUAAGACAUCACCACAAAUAGUUGGACUCAUCAGCAAGAAUGAUAGAAACAGUACACAAUUUGAAUUAAAAGACUUUCACAUCAAGACCGAGAUGACUGAUGUCUCGUCGAUUACUGUAUUCACUCAACGCUACUUCAAUGGGUAUCCAUCACCUGUUGAAGCCAAGUACCAGAUUCCAUUGGCUCCUUAUUCGGCUGUAUCCGACUUUGUCGUGCAAUACGACGACAAGGUGCUCAGAGGUACUGUCAAGGGCAAGCAAGAUGCCGCCAACGAUUUCAGUGAUGCCAUUGCUAGUGGUGGCCAAGCAUUCCUAGGUGAGAAAAACGACAAGGGAUACUUUAACUUGUCGAUUGGUAACUUGCCACCCGGCAAAGAGGUGACUAUUGCCAUCACCAUCGUCUCUGAAGUUGGACUCCAUUUACAAGACCUCCACUACUGUCUUCAUCGUUAUAUGUUCCCAAAGAACUCUCUCAGUCUCAAGUUGGACAUGGAGGUAGAUUUGUCAACCGACAUUACAGACAUUCAAAUCGACCACUACCAAUUCAAAAAGGAGAUCAAUCAAAACCGUGCCACUAUCUCACUCGAACACAACGGUGUCGUCAAUAAGAACCUUAUUGUAGUCGUCAAACCAAAGACAGAAGAGAAACCAGGUUACUUUUUAGAGUACAACAAAGAGGACAAGACCGCCGCCUUGGCACUCAACUUUUACCCACGCUUCCAAAUCUCGCCAGACGAAGUCGAUCAAAAGAGUGAGUUUGUGUUCCUCCUCGAUUGCUCUGGCAGUAUGAGUGGAGGUGCCAUCACCAAAGCCAAACGUGCACUUGAAAUCUUGAUGCGUUCACUCACUGAAAACAGCAAGUUUAACAUUGUACUCUUUGGCAGUAACUUUAAAUCACUCUUUCCCGAAUCGAUGCCAUACGAUGAUGCCAACCUCGAAAUUGCCUCUACCUAUAUUCAAAAGAUUCAAGCUGAUCUUGGAGGUACCGAACUCUUACCACCAAUUAAAAGUAUUCUCUCCAAACCAUAUGAUCCACAAUAUCCAAGACAAGUUUUUAUUUUGACUGAUGGAGAAGUAUCAGAAAGAGAUCAAUUAAUUGAUUUUGUUGGAAAGGAAGCAAAUACUACACGUAUUUUUACUUUGGGUAUUGGUAGUGGAGUUGAUAGAGAAUUGGUUAUUGGUUUGUCAAAGUCAUGCAAAGGUUAUUAUGAAUUCAUCGAAGAGAAUAGUAUGAUGGAAACUCAGGUCGUUAAAUUAAUGUCGAUUGCUAUGGAACCAACCAUUUCAAACAUUCGCGUUGAUUGGGAUGGUCUUCAAGCCACUCAAGCACCUUCGAUUGUCAGACCAAUCUUUAACAAUGAACGUAUGAUUAUCUACUCAUUGAUUGAUAAUUUGGUUGAAGGCGAGACCCCUCAAAAGACGAUAAAGUUGACUUGUGAUGGUCCAACUGGCCAAGAAUUGGUCUAUGAAGUGGUUGUUGAUUUUAGCAAGAGUGGAUCAAACAAGCAACUUCACACUUUGACCGCCUAUGAAAUGAUCAAGGAUAUGGAAGAAAAGGAAAGAAAGAAUCUUGGAAAAUUCAAAGACGAAAUCACAAAGUUGGGUGUCAAGUAUCGUUUGGUAUCCAAACACACUUCAUUUGUUGUCGUUGCCGAGUCUGAUCAACCAACCCUCGAAACUAUGAAACAAGUCAAUGUCAUUGAACCAGAGGUCACCGCCACCACCUCUGCCGUCCGUCCAGGUUCCAUCAACCUUCUCUCUGCCAUUUCAUCUGGUGCCAAACUCUCUUCAAGACAAUCCUAUUCCUAUUCAUCCGCUUCGUCAGGCUCUGAAGAUGAAUGUGAUUUUGAAGAUGGAGAAGAUGAUGAUGACCACCUCAUGUCCUGUGACACCCAAAUCUUAUUUGAAGCAGAGGAGGACUGUAAAGUACUACAAUCUCAAUUGAUGGAUUUGGAUUGUCUUAGUGACACUGCCAUGGAAAUUCAAUGUGAAGCUGAACCUGAACUCAGACGUGCUUCUUCCUCCUAUAAAAAGGGUGGUUCCAUGCUCCCAUCAUUUUCAUUCUUUAGUGGAAGUUCAUCACCUAAAGAAUCCAAGGAAAAGGAAAAGGAUAAGGAUCUCAAGAAAAAGAAGUUGUCAUCUUCACCACCAAGAUCUAGAAAGAUGGCUGAUACUAGUAGUUCCUCCCCUACCUCUACCUCUACCUCUAGCAACACUGUCUUUUACAAAUCAUCACCAGCACCAGCUCCAGCAGCUCCAACCCCUACUCCAGUCUCUGCUCCCAAGCCAUCAUCAACUGGUGACUUGUUGAUCGAUCUCAUCAGAACCCAAAGAGCCAAUGGUAGUUGGGUGCAAGGUAGUGUUACCCUCACCAUUCCAACCGUUCCAGAUGUUCUCAAAUCCGUUCCAAUCGAAGUUUGGGUUACCCUUGUUGUUAUUACAACCAUUACCAAAAAGUUUGCAGAUAAGAAAUCUCAAUGGGAAUUGGUUGUUCAAAAAGCCAGCAAAUGGGUCAAACAACAACUUGCCCGCGCAUCAAAUAUUACUCAAGAUUUUGAUUCCCUAUGUCUUUUAGUUAAUGUUUAA